UUUUCUGAAUUUUGUUUGCUGGAGUACUGACUAAAGAUGCCCCGGAUUGCCUUACCAGACCCUAACGUAUAUCUACGUUAUGUCGACGAAGAAAAUCGAAAUGCUGUACAACCACCUUCUGAUUUUACUAACUACUCGCACCCAAUCGCGUAUUUGGAGCGCCUUUCGGACACUGACCGACUAAAGAUGGCUGCUGUGCACGAAGCAAUUAGUGAUUUCCAUCACAACUUAAUUGAACACGACCGCCUAAUGCGGAAAAAAAUGGAGAAACUCUUGGGCGUUCUGCAGCAGUUUCAAUCCGCAGUGCAGUCCAAGUUAAAUGGGCUCGAUGAUAUCAGUCAAAAAACCAGUCUGUGCACUCUUAUGGCUAAACACGCGGACUUAAAGAAACGCACCUCCAUCAAUGUUUAUGAAAGCUGGGAUGACCUGCACACAUAUUUCCUAGGGGAAAAGUCGUAUGAAAAGCCGAGAUCCGACAUUUUAGUUAUUAAGAAAGCAAGAACUGGACGUAACAAGAAUUCAGAGAAAAGGUCAAACACGUACGGGGAUUGUUUCAAAGGUCUGUUCAAUAUUUACUGGGGAAGGGAGCAUCCGAACAAAAUCUGGCUAGAGAACAAUCAGUUUAUUAGUUUUAUGACAACCCUGGCUGAACUACAGGAUGAGUUUGAGACUUCUGAAAAAAUUUAUAAGAGGCUGCCGUCAAUAUCAGUACAAGCAAUCGAAGCUUACGCUCAAGCAACUAUUGGUGCUCAAUCUUUUGAAAAAGCUGAAGAACAAAUCGAAGAAGCAAGAGAUGCAAUAUUGGAUCUUGAUUAAAAUACUACGAUGAGUGUUGUAUUAAAUAUUUCCCAAGCUUCUUGCUUGCUUUUUCUUGA
This is a messenger RNA of Paramacrobiotus metropolitanus, 875 nucleotides long. RefSeq lists its product as uncharacterized. Lineage: Eukaryota; Metazoa; Tardigrada; Eutardigrada; Parachela; Macrobiotidae. The record is from RefSeq and is a predicted model, not a curated record. The transcript has 2 exons. Bases 37 to 816 code for a protein of 259 amino acids.